This is a messenger RNA of Mya arenaria, 1565 nucleotides long. RefSeq names its product KICSTOR subunit 2-like. The record is from RefSeq and is a predicted model, not a curated record. The coding region runs from base 145 to 1506 and encodes 453 amino acids. Lineage: Eukaryota; Metazoa; Mollusca; Bivalvia; Myida; Myidae. The transcript has 11 exons. Gene Ontology annotation, biological process: protein localization to lysosome; negative regulation of TORC1 signaling; cellular response to amino acid starvation. Gene Ontology annotation, cellular component: KICSTOR complex.
AUAUAUUAUAGGUUUUAAAUUUUCUUAAUGUGUUAAUGUUUUUAUUCCUAUCUAAGAGUAGUUUUUGUAUUUUCAACCUUACGAUCUGAAGAAUAUUUUACUUGUUGGAUUCACUGAAGUGUGAACUUUUCUGAAGACAUAACAAUGUCACUACCAACAACACCAGGGUCACCGCCAGGGGCAAAGGAGAGCGGAACUCUACAGACAUACUUCCAGGCCCUAGGACAAUUUGCGUAUGACAAGGCAAAGGAAUUAAUGGACAAGGAGAAGGAGAUCCACAAGGCAACGUUCGGCUCCUCGUGGGGGUUGAUGGUGCACACGCUCUCGCAGUUCGCCACAGCUGAGAAGACAUACAAUUCCCUGGGAUUUCUCGAACAGAAGUGGUUUGGUCGCCCAAAAGAUACAUUACGUAACUCCUACCUCGUUCUUCUCCAAGAGUUACGGCGCAUGGAAGAGGCAGUCAGACAGCAGGACAGUGUUGCUAUGGGGAUGCCGGGCCCAGGGGCGGACUUUGAAAUCCUCCUAUCACAUCUCUGUGGUCAGCUGUGUGAAUACAUCCGUGCCAGGCAGAAAACAAUGGACUUCUAUGAACAGAUCAGCCUUAUGGGGACCAAUAAGAAUAUGAAUUACCAAGACCUGGUGGAGGUUAUAGCAGAGAUCAUCCACGUACACAGCCGCAACUUUCACCAUCCCAUACUGGCCUCACUGAAGUCAGGGUUUACGUCGGAGUGUGACAUAGUCAGCCACCUUCUUCAGGCCCAACUUCUAAUGGCCGAGGGUCAGUUCCUACCCUCCCUUCUUCAACUCCACCAGGCCCACAGUAAACUGACUAGCUGGGGUGCAGCCUCACAAGCAAGAGAGACAGUUAAGAAGGGAAUGUUUGGUUCCACCACCAAAACACUUUCCUCCUUGCCAGCUCUUUACUCCUGGUUGCUAAGAUACAAGUGUCUUCUUGUUGCCAAGUUCAGCCUGUACUUCUAUGAUGUGCUCUCCAAGCAAACAACGUCAGUAGAUAUGAAAGGUCUAUCUGCCAAGAACUGUGAGGACUAUGUUGCCAAGGUUACAGCAUUCCAGAAGAAGAGUGAUGCGAGCCACGUAUGUCUUGUGCUGGACACUCAGGGGCUAGAGAGUCCAUAUAGGGGUCCAGGGUAUACACAUCCUGAUCGCCAGGGUGACACACCCAAGGGGCUGGACAGUUACCCCACUAUCUUCUCAUUCCCAGGGGAGCAGCCUGUUGGUCACUGGCCAAAUGUUGUAAUGCUCAUUUCUGACAGACAGGCAGACACCGACAGGGUCCAGUUUGUUUAUGAUAAGGCUGUUCAAAGCACUUACUUUAUCACAAGUAUUGAGCCACGGAUUUACCUGGUAGUGAUUUAUGAGACAAAGAAGUCGGAGAAAGACUCGUAUGUGAACAGUUUUAUGCUGGAACUUAGUUCUUUACUGCGCUGCAUCAAACACUUUGCCGGUCUCAAGCCUGGCUCCAGAGUUGGGGGAUCAAGGAAGUGAUAUGGACUGAAGCUGUUUAAAAUGUUUUGUUAACUGUGCAAUAAAUUUAUACAUUGAAA